GGAGCGGGCCGGGGGUGUGAGCGGGCCCCGGGGUGUGUGUGGCCAGCAACAGGCGGUCAACACUCUGGGAAGCUCUGGUGAUAUAUGUGGAUCAAUAUAACACUUAGAUCAGUAGGUGGUAUGAGGCCGUCCGCCGUAGUGGGUGGAGGACAAGUAUUAACCGCUGCCUGAAGGUAUUGAUGCCGUGGGGGAGGUAAUGGGCUCCUGACAGUUAUGGAUGUAAAAGUGUUUGUCUUCAGAAAAACAAAAACUCUUGUUAUGCAGUAGAAGCUUUCUGUAACUGUGUUACUGUUAAUAUGUUAAGAGAUUUAGUCCAUUGUUGUGGAUGUCAACCAAAUAAUCAACAGUUCAAUACAGUAGCUAACAAAUUGUUACUUGUAAAAGAAUAGUAUCUCACAAGAUGCAGCUGUUAAGAAUUCACUAUCAGAAAUUGUUUGUGUGUGUGUCAUUUAUAAUGUUAGUGCUGGUGGUGGUACGAGUCUGGGAGGCCGAUGGUGGAUCUCCAAGUCCACGCCAGACCCAGGCAAGCUCCUCAAAGACCCAUGAGAAGAGGGUCAACAGUGGAAGAGAGAAUAACAUCAAUAUAGACACUCCAGUGCUCUCUCCUCGUCAUGGUGGUCGAGGUGGCAACAAGGCAUCGGGAGCUAAUAUUUUUGCUGAUCUUUUCCAAGAUUUAGCCAAGGAGGAGACCUGUCCAUUGUGUUUUGGACAUGACCUAUGUGAAGAUGUUUCUGCUGGCUUCCUCACCUUAGCUACAGAUACUCCCCAUGGACAAAAUGGAGAUUCUAUCUACGAAGCUCACUUGGGGGAUAUGCAUAAACUUUCUGUCAAGGUUCCUUUGGGUAACCAUUUCUCACGCCUAGAUGAAGCUGUUUGUAAAAAUGCCAGUCUGGGUGAAGGAUGCAGUGUUGGGUCAGCUGCUUAUAAAUCCUUCUUGGCAAGACCACAGCCAUUGUCACCUCAAUUGAUACACCAUUUGCUUCGCAGUGUUGGCAUUCCUCGAACACAGUAUCCAUUAUUAAUGUGUCCAAGCAAGAAGCUGCUAAGCGUUAUAGAGCGAUCUUUUGAUGACAAUGAUGAUCAUAGUCUGAGUCAAGAUGAAAGGAUUGCUUUAUACACAACUUUAACCAUCGCUCCAGAUAUUGUUGUCCUUAAGUUACUGACAAAGGCAAAUCUAAAUGUUGGUUUUCCUCGACUUGUUGGUGUUUGUGGGCGGGUCGGGGUCCUAGAAGGGGAGCUGACUCCCCUGGCUUCCCUGCUGGAUGAGCCAUUUAAUGUUCGUGCCUCACUUGCUGCUCAAAUUCUGACCAUGGUUGAUGACUUUAUGGAGGAUGAUCCAGAGUGGUACCUGUUUUAUGGGUUGUGGUCACUAGACAAGCUGGCUGUCAACAAGGAGGGGGAAGUUGUUCUGACGGACCUCGCCAACAUGGCCGUUGUAGAUAAGAAUCUUUUUAGAGAAGAUUAUGAGGAUGGAAAUGAAAAUCGUGCUCAGGAGGUCUGCAACAAAGAAUGCUUCCAAAAGUUUACUGGAGAAGUAUACAGAGAGAGUCACGAUACCGACAAGGUAUGCUCACGUGUGGAAGACGUUGGCCACCUCAUGUACGCUGCAGUGUGUGCCAUGAUUCUCAGUGACAUGGAGCAGCACAAGUAUGUCGACUACUUCACCAGUGCCACCAAUCAACAGAAACAGCCUCGCUCUACAAGAGGUCUCCUGCAUGAUAUUCCAGCUUCUGAUAGAGCCACAGUAGAGGAGCUGUUGGCCGAGUGUGUGGAUGAAGCAGCACCAGGGGGCAGACUCCAAGCUGCUCAGGAACUUCGAGACUUUCUCUCAGACUUCCUGCUGGAUGAUGAUGAUGAUGAUGGGGAUAACGGAGAGGAGGUAUCCAAUACUAAAAAUGACGAUGGCGACGAUUAUGACGAUGAUGAUUAUGACUAUGGGGAGGACGAAGGUUGAGGAGGCUCAAAUAAUUCAACCUGCUGGUAGUAGAAACAAGUUGGUCUUUUUCAAAUUAAUGUUACAUGUCACAUUUUUUCUAAAAAUAUUUGUUUCAUGUUAUGAAAUAGAUUACAGUACUGAAUGUCAAAGAAAUAUAUGAAUAGCCCUCAAGUUUGAAUACUUACAACUGUGGCACAUUAGCUGUGAUAUACUGGUUACAGCAAUACUAAUUAUGUGUUUAAAUCUAUUCUCUGUAAAGUGUUAUAUGGUGUCCCAGUAUAAGUAACCAGACCAUGUCUUGAAUGACCUCACUGCUUUUGGCAAGAAGUAGGAUGAGUUGUGUGUGUGUUAGGUUUUUAUAGUGCAGUUCACAGGCUUGUGAAGCAGAAUCUUUAUAUACUAUAUAGACUUGAACAAAUUGAACAGUUUGUUUCAUUGAUUGAUGGAUUACUCACAGUAAUAAAACACAUUGAACAAAAUUAUGGUGAAUAGUCAGGAUUGUGCUUCAUUAGGCACUGCUUGUUGUUACCCAAUCUUUGUGCUGUGAGAGAUGGCUUCUGCCUAUCAUAACGCCAUAAUGGAGAGCUCAUUAUUGGUGGCUCAGUUCAUCAAACAUGGGUUGUGGCACAGUACAGUUUAUGAGUCACUUUGAUAGCACAGCAGAUAAGCUGCCCAAUGGCCUACAAACCUAUCCUCAUACAAUCACCUCUACACAUACCAAGUAUUUCAUUUUGACUUCUCAAACACAAUGCAGAUAAAAAAAAGGGGGCAUGGAAAUGUGUGUACUGACGAUGAGUCACAAUAACGUGGUUGAAGAGUUGGUACCCAACACGCAUCGGAAAAUGAAGAAAUGACGACCUUUUGGUCUGUCAUUUCUUCAUUUUCAAUUGCGUGUGUUGGGUAUCAGACACCCAACGUAUAUUUUAGAUUAUGUUCAUGUUGCAUAAAUUGCAAAUUGAAAAUACAAUUUCCAUUAACAGAUUUACUAUACUAUACAGAUGUAGAUAUGGUACUGUAUAUUGAAGGCGUUAGUAUGUUUUGCAAGAGAGAGUAACAGUACAGGACGCUUUGUGAUGCUUCCCUUGAAGGUAUGUUUUAACCAUACAGUGCAAUUAGUGCAAUGCUGCCCUUGAAGGUAAGUCUUACCCAUACAUGAUUAGUGCAAUGCUUAGCUUGGGAAUCAGCUUGCCAACCUUACUUGUACAUCAUUAUCUAUUUUUCCAAUAAAUUACAGGUCUGUGCAUGUUUUAAUAGUUAUCAUCGCUGUUAAUAAUUUGAUUUCCAUUGUAAUAACCCGGCCUACUCUUCCCUUACUCAUUCAAUACCCCCAGCUCAACACCGUGUGCAGAAUCACUGUGACCCCUCACUGAUUUACCCGCUAAUAUCAAAACUGAAAUAUUAAAUGAGGGGGAUGCAACAAGUGAAGGGUUUAUUAAUUUAAAAAUAAUGAAUAAAAACUUAAUUGUAAAACUACCACCACCUUCCUGCGACCGGAAUGUGUCUAGACUACUGAUCUCCCAGGGAGGACAGAAAUCAAUAAUCAUGAACUCAAGGGCAUUAGGAAUCUUAGUACAAAAAGGCUUGGGGAAUAAAUUAUAAACUUUAUUUAUUGAGGAUUCAAGGGUAACUCUAAUAUCCAUGAAAUGGAGGAGAACCCAGGGGGAUUUCCAGUACCACACACAAAUACCACAUAUAAGAAUGACUCUGCAUUAAUAAACAAAAAGGGAGGGGGAUUAACUAAAUACCACUAGAUCAAAUGUUCACUUUAUUAAAACAGGCACAUAUAUUGAAAACAGAUUAAAAAUAUAUCCUACUCUAAUAAAACAUCCUAAGAGGCAAUCAUAAAAUUGGGGUGCAAUUACUUUGAUGUACCAAAACUCAGACAGGCAUUACCUUAUCCUGCAAAACCAUCCCAGAUGUUGAGUGGCUGCCCUCCAAGUCACCUGACCUGUACCCCAGUCACGCCCAAGACACACUAACUACAAUUCUCUUAACAACUAUACCAGUCGAACACGCUCCACCCACUUCUAAGUUUUCCUAGGCCCAAUAAGCCCUGCCUCUCAGGACUCGAGCCAAUGAAUUCAAAGUCUUACUCUAGGCCAGCCAAAUGCCCUGAUAGCCCUGCCCCUAGGCCUCCCUGGCUAGGCUAGCCCAUAAGGGUCUAUUUCUUUUGACAGAAAACUCAAUUGUUCCCACACUCGGAUCCCAGGAAACCUGACGUCGGACUAUAUGACACCAGCUAGAGGCCGAGUUAACUACCACUCAAUUCGUCACUGAUUAGUGGAGGCAGGAGGAAGAGGGGAACGAUUGGAAAGGGAAUUUGAAAUAAGAUUGGAGGGAGGAAUUAGGGAAUAGGAUUGGGUGAAGACUGGCCUGAGGUGGUCUCCCUACCUAAGGAAACCUGAACCCAAGUUUAUGGCAAGGAAGACUGGCACAACCCAAGGAAGAGGGUGGGGGGAAUGAACAAGGGAGAAGAGGAGGAGGAGAAGGGAAGAAAAGGAGAAGGGAAGAGGCUAUGGUCUGCACAGAACAUUACACCAUGUCUAUAAAAGAUUCAAUAGUGCCUAAUGUUUUAUGAAUAUAAAUUCAUAUUUUGUAUGCAAAUUCCUUCAUAACUUGUUUAUUUUGUAAUAUAAGAGGAAAUGGGUGCUUGUGUUAUAUGCAGUUGCCUUCAUUCUUAUGCUCUAUUUUUCUGCUGAUUAAUAAAAGCACUUACAGCUCAUAAAUGAUAGCAGUAGCCACAUCAUGGCAUUUAUACAUUUUCCAAAUCAGGUCCAGUACCAAUUGAUGUGGGAAAUUGAGCAGGCACUUUAGUUCCAGUAGUGAAGACAUUGUGCUCCCCCAGGAAAUAGUAAGAUUCAAGAAAGUCUUGUCUUAUGAAAUCUUCCUAUCAUAUUUUUUGGCUCUGUUAACACUAGGUAAGUUUAAAAUGCUUCUUAUUUAUAGAGUACUUAUCCUUGUGCUGAAUGCUAGAGCGGCAGUCUCUCACUUCAUGCAGGCCAGCAUUCAAUCCCCGACCAUCCAAGUGGUUGGGCACCAUUCCUUUUUCCCCUCCCAUUCACAAAUCCUUAUCCUGAUCCCUUCCAAGUGAUAUACAGUCGUAAUGGCUUGGCAUUUGUUCCUGAUUAUAUUAUAUCCUACAUCCUUAAUUCUAAACCAAUAUAACCAUGGUCAUGGUGCAGUCAGUAGUGUGUGUGUGCGCCUGAGGGGUUCAGGGAUGCAGGUUCAUUUCCAUCAUACAGCUUUCAUAUUUUCUCAAAUACAACCAUGUUUUUUAAGAAAUACAGGAUGACAAUCAUGCUUUUUCACAACAACACUGCUGUUAGACAUGCACAAGAAUGACUCAUAUACUGUACUGUGCUUUAAUUAUAUGGUGUAUUUAGUUUUAAAAAGGGAACGUGUUUUAGUAAGAAAAUUUUUUACUGAAAAUGAUGUAAGAUGAUGUAAAUUUGAAGAUAUACAAGUAGACUAUUUUUUAGAAAUGUAGUAACUGAUGUAGUGUAUAAUUUUAUAGUAUCAAAUUUUAUUUAUAAGCUGUAUGGUAUUUUAAAGCUAUACUUGAAGACGAGGAGAAUGAAUCGAGGUAAUAUGAAUACAGGAAUGAAUACAAAAUGGGGUCCAUGAGCAGAGUACAGUGAUGAAGUACAUGUGAGAAGAUUUAGAGGAAAGUAUUCCAAUAAAAUUGGUUGAGAGAGAGUAGUUAAUCUAUCUAUAUCUAUUAAAUAGAAUGUGUGUGUGUGUUUGAGGUUGGACUCCAAACACUUGGAGUUGGAGCCUCACCCAGCUCUCCAAAAUGAAUCAUGGGGUAGGGAGCCGGUCGGCCGACCGGACAGCACACUGGGCUUGUGAUCCUGUGGUCCUGGGUUCGAUCCCAGGCGCCGGCGAGAAAUAAUGGGCAGAGUUUCUUUCACCCUAUGCUCCUGUUACC
Molecule: messenger RNA, 5864 nt
Organism: Procambarus clarkii (red swamp crayfish)
Lineage: Eukaryota; Metazoa; Arthropoda; Malacostraca; Decapoda; Cambaridae
Product: divergent protein kinase domain 2A
Source: RefSeq, a predicted model, not a curated record